Messenger RNA from Hordeum vulgare subsp. vulgare (domesticated barley), 2611 nucleotides. RefSeq names its product L-type lectin-domain containing receptor kinase SIT2-like. Lineage: Eukaryota; Viridiplantae; Streptophyta; Magnoliopsida; Poales; Poaceae. The transcript has a single exon. Gene Ontology annotation, molecular function: carbohydrate binding; protein kinase activity; ATP binding. Bases 447 to 2501 code for a protein of 684 amino acids. Gene Ontology annotation, cellular component: plasma membrane. The record is from RefSeq and is a predicted model, not a curated record. Gene Ontology annotation, biological process: protein phosphorylation.
GAGUUGGCGGUACUGAUCUUUCGGACCGAUCGAAUGUGGUCCUUAGACCGGACUUUUAUUAUACUCCACACAGCGACGGCUGAGUACACUUGUUUGCAGUUGGCGUCGUCAUGGUAGCUCCAUCCAUGUUGACUUGGACUGAUUGGCUGACUCCAUUGGUCGUUUCCUGCAUUUUUCUCCCGCGGGCAGCAGGCCUGUGGUUCACCUUCGUUCUCAUCCACGUUCAAACAUACACGUCGCCGUCGCCCGCCGGACUAGCCGCCGGCCGGUGGUCAUCGGUUCACACCGCUGCGCCUGCAUGCGUGCCUUGGGAGGACUGAAAGGAGUCAAAUAAUUAAUUAAUACGACUACUCCGUUGAUGUGAUUUUCAGACAACCUCGCGCAGACGCAUUCUCCUACAGCUAAAGGUGCCUCGUCACUUCAUCACUUCAGUCUUCAAUCCACGAAUGGCGAUGAUGCACAUGUUCUUCCUCCUGAUCCUCUUCCUCUCCGCUGGCGUCAUCCUUCCACUUCCGCCCGUCGUCGCCGCUGCCGACGCCGACGGCGAGCAGUUCGUCUACACCGGCUUCACCGGCUCGAACCUCGUCCUCGACGGCGCGGCCACCAUCACGGCGACCGGCCUGGUGGAGCUGACAAACGCCACCACCCACCAGAAGGGCCACGCGUUCCACCCGGCCCCCCUGCGGCUCCGCGGGUCACCGGACGGCACCGGCACGGUGCGGUCCUUCUCGGUCGCCUUCGUCUGCGGCAUCGUCUCCAGCUACACCGACUUCAGCACCCACGGCCUGGCGCUCGUCAUCGCGCCCGGCGUCAGGAGCCUGUCGGCCGGGCUCACGGACCAGUACUUCGGCGUCACCAACGCCCAGAACGACGGCAGCGCGGCCAACCACCUGUUCGCCGUCGAGCUGGACACCGUGCAGAACAUCGAGUUCCGUGACAUCAACAACAACCACGUCGGUGUCGACAUCAACGGCCUUACCUCCGUGGUGUCCCACGAGGCUGGCUACUACGACGACCGUAACGGCGGCGGCUUCCAGAAUGUAAGCCUCAUCAGCCGUGCCGCGAUGCAAUUCUGGGUGGACUACGACAGGGUGACCACCCAGAUCGAUGUCACCAUGGCUCCACUUUGGAUGGCGAGACCCAGCAAGCCGUUGCUCAGCACCACCCAAAACCUGUCCACGGUGCUAGCAGUGGAGCCGUCGUACAUCGGCUUCUCGUCGUCGACGGGACCGGUGAACACCCGGCACUACGUUCUUGGUUGGAGCUUGGGCAUAGACGGACCUGCCCCGGCGAUUGACGCCGCCAAGCUGCCAAAGCUGCCGCAGCUGGGGCCCAAGCCUCGCUCAAGAGUCCUGGAGAUAACCCUGCCAAUAGCAAGCGCCGUUGUCGUCCUCGCCGUCGGCAUCGCCUUGGUUCUGCUUGUGAGAAGGCGGUUGAGGUACACGGAAGUGCGGGAAGAUUGGGAGAUGGAGUUCGGGCCGCACCGGUUCGCGUACAAAGAUCUUUUCCAAGCCACCAAAGGGUUUAAGGACAAGCACCUGCUUGGUGCAGGAGGCUUCGGCAUGGUGUACAAGGGGGUGCUUCCGGCAUCCGGAGUAGAGAUCGCCGUGAAGAAGGUCUCCCAUGGAUCCAAGCAAGGGGUGAAGGAGUUCGUCGCGGAGAUUGUAAGUAUUGGCCGCAUCAAACACCGUAACCUCGUGCAGUUACUUGGCUAUUGUCGGCGAAAAGAUGAGCUCAUUUUGGUGUACGAUUACAUGCCAAACGGUAGCCUGGACAAGUAUCUAUACGGCCAUGGAGAUGGAGAUGGCAUGACCUUGGAUUGGGCUCAAAGGUUGCAUGUCAUCAAAGGGGUCGCUUGUGGCUUACACUACCUGCACGAGAGGUGGGAGAAAGUCGUCAUCCACCGAGACGUCAAGACAAGCAAUGUGCUCCUAGACAAGGAAAUGAAUGGACGGCUAGGUGAUUUUGGGCUUGCAAAGUUAUAUGAGCAUGGCACCAACCCACAAACAACACGUGUGGUUGGAACCACGGGGUAUCUAGCACCGGAGUUAGUGCGAACAGGGAAAGCCACCCCUUUAACCGAUGCUUUCGCCUUCGGAACUUUCAUGCUUGAGGUAGCUUGCGGACGACGACCGAUCAAGCAAGACAAGCAAGGCAACCAAAUCUUGUUGGCGGACUGGGUACUUGACCACUUGCAUAGAGAGUCACUCAUCGAGGCAGCAGAUCCAAGGUUGCAACACGAGUACAACUCUGAUGAGGUGUGCCUAAUUCUCAAGAUUGGACUGUUGUGCUCACACCCAUCUCCCUCUGCAAGGCCCAUGAUGCAACAAGUAUUGCAGUAUCUUGAUGGCGAAUUGCCACUCCCGGAGAUGACACGCACAACUUUGAGCUUCAACUUGUUAGCUCUCAAGGAAAGAAAGGAGUUGCAAUCCAUGUCGAGCCCAUUCUCAUCGACGGCGAUGACCGUCGGCACCAUAUCUGACCUCUCUGGCGGAAGAUGAUACUCACGAUGUUUGAUAUUAAUAUAUUGUAUCAUGUAUUUUCUAGAAUUCUUAACACCUUAUUUAAAUAGUAUUAUGAUGCUUAAAUAUUAGGUGACCUUGUUAACGUA